UUUGAAGUUAACUUGAACAUCUAAGCAAGUGCUGCCAUUAUCAAAAUUAACAUGUCUCAAACGUCAAAUCGAUUAAAAAUAAAUUAGAUCUGUCACUGUCAAAUACACGUGGGGUGUGUAUUGUCUGUCUGUCGCUCGUCCCAAUAAUUCCCUAAUAUAUUCUAAUUAUAAUAAAAUGUUUCUAGUUAACAUUUAACAAAAUACAGCCACAGCAAUGUCCACUUUUAAAUUCAACUUUUUCAAUGAUGGAGAUGCUACGAAAGAAAAAAUAGAGGAAUCAAAAGAAGACAUUGUUUGGUUAGAAUCCGAAGAAAUCAGACCAAACAAACAAAUAGAGGAUAUCGAGGAACUCGUAGCUCAUGCCAGAAUGUUUGCCUGCGGAGAUGUGGAGAUAGGGCAUGUGGUGACUUCGGAGGCACUCAACAAAAUGUACACUGCGAAUAAUGAGUUUAAAAAUGCUGUUGAACUAGCAGAGAAAGAACACAAAGACCUGAUUGCUGGUAAAUAUGAAGGUGGUCUUAAAAUAUGGGAAUGCACAUAUGAUCUAAUAGAAUAUCUUGACAAUCAGACUGGAAUCCAAUUUGAAAAUAAAAAAGUACUGGACCUUGGUUGUGGUGCUGGCAUUUUAGGCAUUUAUGCUUUAUUUCAAGAUGCUUUUGUAACAUUUCAGGAUUACAAUAAGGAAAUACUAGAAUGUGUUACAAUACCCAAUAUUAUACUUAACAUUGAAGAAAAUGAAAAAGCACUGGACAUAAGCAAAUGCAAAUUCUACUCCGGCGACUGGGCGUCAUUUAAUAGUAAACUGGCUGAUACUGAAGUUUUUGACAUCAUAUUGACAUCUGAGACUAUUUAUAACACCAAUAAUUAUGAUAAGCUAAUUGAUCUCUUUGUAAAAAGAUUAAGUAAAGAUGGAGAAGUGUAUGUGGCUGCUAAAACUUGUUAUUUUGGAGUAGGUGGUGGCACAAGGCAGUUUGAAGCAAGUGUGGAGAAAAAUGGGCUUUUGGAAAGCAAAGUCUGUUGGAAAAGCUCAGGAGGCAUUCUUAGGGAAAUAUUAAAAUUGACUAAAAAGACAUGACAUUCAUUUAUUUAAAUUAAGUGUAACAAAGGUGUUGUAAAACAUCAACAUUGUAAAUAAAAUAUAUUAUAACUACUGUUGGAAGACUUUCUUACCCAUAUUAAAAUUAAUGCUUGAAACAAAGAUCAUUAAUAUCUUUACAAAAGUUAUUAAAUCUGCUUGAAACUUAAACUUAUUCAAGCAAUUAAGCAGGGUUUUAAUUAUUUACGAUUGUAAUAAUUGAACCAUGAUUUACUUUCUGUACAUAGUGUUUGUUUGUCUAUUGUGAUUUAUUAUUUUUUUUACUCUUAAUUGCUCAAAGGUUGACUGGAAGAGAUGGCUAAUGGGGAUAGGUUCGCCUUUAUAUAUUGUAUAUAUUUUGCUUUAUUAUGUUUGUAAUCUAUCUUAUAUACAAUAAAGUGUUUAUAUACAUACUUACAUUA
Cydia pomonella (codling moth) is the source of this 1497-nucleotide messenger RNA. Its product is annotated as histidine protein methyltransferase 1 homolog. NCBI's taxonomy places the organism in Eukaryota, Metazoa, Arthropoda, Insecta, Lepidoptera, Tortricidae. The record is from RefSeq and is a predicted model, not a curated record. The transcript is spliced from 3 exons. Gene Ontology annotation, molecular function: protein-L-histidine N-tele-methyltransferase activity. Gene Ontology annotation, biological process: peptidyl-histidine methylation, to form tele-methylhistidine. The coding region runs from base 215 to 1075 and encodes 286 amino acids.